Molecule: messenger RNA, 1476 nt
Organism: Rubroshorea leprosula
Lineage: Eukaryota; Viridiplantae; Streptophyta; Magnoliopsida; Malvales; Dipterocarpaceae
Source: the annotation of a GenBank genome assembly
CUUAUUUUAUCUUCUUUCCAUGAAUAAAACAUCUUUAAAUAUUUUUAUGAAUGAUCAGGGGCGACUUAGAGAUGGGAAGGUUAUUGCUAUUAAAGUUCUUUCAGCUGAAUCAAGACAGGGUGUGAGAGAAUUCUUGACAGAGAUUAAAGUCAUAUCACAAAUAGAGCAUGAAAAUUUGGUCAAACUAUAUGGUUGUUGUGUAGAAGAAAACCAAAGAAUUUUGGUAUACAACUACCUUGAGAAUAACAGCCUUGCCCAGACUCUUCUUGGUGGAAAUCAAAGUAAUAUCAGAUUUAGUUGGCGAACAAGGCAUAGAAUGUGCAUUGGGAUUGCACGUGGGCUUGCCUUUCUUCAUGAGGAAGUACAACCACACAUUAUUCACAGAGACAUUAAAGCAAGCAAUAUUCUCCUUGACAGAGACCUAACUCCCAAAAUAUCAGAUUUUGGUCUUGCAAAGCUUAUACCACCCAACAUGACUCAUGUCAGCACUCGUGUGGCGGGCACAAUAGGUUAUCUAGCACCAGAGUAUGCAAUAAGGGGAAAGUUGACACGAAAAGCAGAUAUUUAUAGUUUUGGAGUCCUCCUUGUAGAAAUAGUCACCGGUAGAUGCAACACAAAUGCACGACUACCUAUUGAAGAGCAAUAUCUAUUGGAACGGACUUGGCAACUCUAUGAGCGAAGGGAGCUGGUUGUGCUGGUAGACCCAUCACUGGGUGGUGAUUUUGAUGCGGAAGAGGCUUGUAGGUUUCUCAAGAUUGGUCUUCUUUGUACCCAAGAUACUCCCAAACUACGACCAUCCAUGUCAACUGUGGUCAAGAUGCUAAUGGGUGAGAACCAGAUCGAUGAGAACAAGAUAACAAAGCCAGCCUUAAUUACUGAUUUCAUGGACCUCAAAGUCAGAAGUUCCCAGAGUCUCAAGCCUCGAGCAAAGAAGUCUUCUUCCUAUAACGCAUCAUCUAGCUCAGACAACGUGGACUCAACCUUGUCAUCAGGAAUCUCAACUGCUGCAACAACAACCUUCACUGCACAGUAUGACCAGAGCAUUUGAAAAACAAAAGAAAUCAAAAAGAGCAAGUUUUCAAUUAAUUCAUUUUAUUCUAUUUUUGAGUUUCAAAAAAGUGUAGUCCAUGUGCAGUCCACCAUCCGCAGAGUGCUAUAUAUCAUUCUCUCUGAGUUUUUUGUGUCUUGUUUUCUCGUGUACAUUGUGCAAGCCUGCAUUUUUUUUUUUUUUUGCUGCGUUAUAUAGAACGUAGCCAGAGUGAAUCUCUUGUAAAUGCCUAAGGCUAAAUUCAAGCAUUUUGGUGUGGAUCAAUUGUUCCCUUCCCUUCCUGCCCCAAACAAUGCAAUCCUCUUUAAUGGGAUGUGUAACACCUAUUGCCUAGAAGUCUUGUUUGAAUAGAGUUUCUGUAAAACUCUUGUAAGAUGCAGAACAAUAGCAUGAAAAUUAGUGCAAGUUAAUAAAUUUCAUUAGAUUCA